Molecule: messenger RNA, 4210 nt
Organism: Nematolebias whitei (Rio pearlfish)
Lineage: Eukaryota; Metazoa; Chordata; Actinopteri; Cyprinodontiformes; Rivulidae
Product: glutamate receptor 3
Exons: 16
Coding region: 321-2981 (886 amino acids)
Biological process (GO): synaptic transmission, glutamatergic; modulation of chemical synaptic transmission; monoatomic ion transport
Cellular component (GO): postsynaptic membrane; plasma membrane; AMPA glutamate receptor complex
Molecular function (GO): AMPA glutamate receptor activity; transmitter-gated monoatomic ion channel activity involved in regulation of postsynaptic membrane potential
Source: RefSeq, a predicted model, not a curated record
AUCCUCAGUAAGAAGAUCUGCUCCCCCUCUCUCCUCCUCCUCCUCCUCCCUCUCCACCUCCAUCUUUGAGAUAAAACACUGGCUUUAGAUUUCCAGCAGCAGCAGCAGCUGCAGUUGCGCUGGCACACACUCACCGUGGGCGCACAGAGUGAGGGAGAGAAACUGAGGGACGCGCAGCAUCCUGUGGAUUUUUUUUAAAUUUUUUUUGGUCUUUUUUCCUUUUUUGCAUUCAAGCCUCUGUAUUUCUACAUGCUUCUCCUCGCUUUGCCUCACUCACACACAGACCAGGAGUUGAUUUCACUUUCCGGAGGAGAAACAAAAUGUGGAAUCGCACAGUUGCAGCAGUCUUUGUUAUUUUUAAUUUGUGUGGGGAGUCAUUGGCAGGGUUUCCAAACCAAAUCAACAUUGGUGGACUGUUCAUGCGCUCCACAGUGCAGGAGCACAGCGCCUUCAGGUUUGCAGUCCAGCUGUACAACACCAACCAAAAUGUGACAGAAAAACCCUUCCACCUCAACUACAACGUUGACAACUUGGAGUCCUCAAACAGUUUCUCCGUCACACAUGCCUUCUGCUCCCAGUUCUCCAGAGGAGUUUACGCCAUCUUCGGCUUCUAUGACCGGAAGUCCAUGAACACGCUGACCUCCUUCUGCGGGGCUCUGCACACAUCCUUCAUCACGCCCAGCUUCCCCAUCGAUGCCGAUGUGCAGUUCGUCCUCCAGAUGAGGCCCAGUUUGAAGGGAGUUGUUCUCAGCCUGCUGGAUCAUUUCAAGUGGGAGAGGUUCGUCUAUCUUUACGACACCGACAGAGGUUUUGCAAUUCUCCAGGCCAUAAUGGAGUCAGCCGUAGCCAAUAACUGGCAGGUGACAGCUCGCUCGGUCGGGAACGUGGUGGACCCCACAGAGUACAGCCGCAUCAUCGAGGAGAUGGACCGCCGACAGGAGAAACGCUUUCUCAUUGACUGUGAGGUGGAGAGGAUCAACUUGAUACUGCAGCAGGUGGUGACCUCGGGGAAGAACAGCAGAGGGUACCACUAUAUCUUGGCCAACCUGGGUUUUUCCAAUCUGAGCCUGGACCGGGUCUUUUCUGGUGGGGCCAACAUCACAGGCUUCCAGAUCAUCAACCCAGACAGCCCCAUCGUUCAGCAGUUCCUCCAGCGCUGGGAACGCUUGGAUGAGAGAGAAUUUCCAGAAGCCAAAAACACUCCGCUGAAGUACACAUCAGCACUGACUCAUGACGGCAUUCUUGUAAUUGCGGAGGCCUUCCGGUAUCUUCGACGCCAGCGAGUCGAUGUGUCUCGCAGAGGAAGUGCGGGCGACUGCCUCGCCAACCCUGCAGUGCCCUGGAGUCAAGGCAUCGACAUAGAGAGAGCCCUGAAAAUGGUCCAGGUACAAGGUAUGACAGGAAACAUCCAGUUUGACACGUUUGGCCGAAGAGCCAAUUACUCCAUUGAUGUGUACGAGAUGAAGCCCAAGGGACCCAGGAGGAUCGGCUACUGGAACGAGUUCGAAAAGUUUGUAUAUAUAAUGGAUCAGCAGGUCACCAACGAGUCCUCUUCUGUGGAAAACCGAACAAUUGUGGUCACUACUAUUAUGGAAGCUCCGUACGUGAUGUACAAGAAAAACUUUAAGCAGCUGGACGGGAAUGACAGAUAUGAAGGCUACUGUGUCGACUUAGCUUCUGAAAUUGCAAAACAUGUGGGGAUAAAAUAUAAGCUCUCGAUAGUGCUGGAUGGAAAGUAUGGAGCCAGAGAUCCGGAGACUAAGACGUGGAACGGGAUGGUGGGGGAACUGGUGUACGGGAGAGCUGACAUAGCUGUGGCUCCACUUACAAUAACUCUGGUACGGGAAGAGGUGAUAGACUUCUCAAAACCCUUCAUGAGCCUGGGCAUCUCUAUAAUGAUUAAGAAGCCUCAAAAAUCCAAGCCAGGGGUGUUUUCUUUCCUCGACCCUCUGGCUUAUGAGAUCUGGAUGUGUAUAGUUUUCGCCUAUAUCGGCGUAAGCGUGGUGCUCUUCCUGGUGAGCCGUUUCAGCCCUUAUGAGUGGCACCUGGAUGAGAACGAUGAGGCCAAAGACCCUCAGAGCCCCCCCGACCCUCCAAAUGACUUUGGGAUUUUCAAUAGUUUGUGGUUCUCCCUGGGUGCCUUCAUGCAGCAAGGAUGCGAUAUCUCACCAAGGUCUCUGUCCGGCCGUAUUGUCGGGGGAGUGUGGUGGUUCUUCACCCUCAUCAUCAUCUCUUCCUACACGGCCAACCUGGCUGCCUUCCUCACCGUGGAGAGGAUGGUGUCUCCAAUCGAGAGCGCCGAGGAUCUGGCCAAGCAGACGGAGAUCGCCUAUGGAACGCUAGACUCCGGCUCCACCAAGGAGUUCUUUAGGCGCUCCAAAAUAGCAGUUUAUGAGAAAAUGUGGUCGUACAUGAAAUCGGCUGAACCCUCAGUGUUCGUCAAGACGACACCAGACGGGGUUUCCCGGGUGCGAAAGUCGAAGGGCAAGUUUGCCUUUCUUCUGGAGUCCACCAUGAACGAGUACAUCGAGCAGCGGAAGCCGUGCGACACCAUGAAAGUGGGCGGAAACCUCGACUCGAAGGGCUACGGCGUGGCCACACCGAAAGGCUCAGCAUUAAGAACUCCUGUAAACCUUGCAGUAUUGAAACUCAGUGAGCAAGGCAUCUUAGACAAGCUGAAAAACAAAUGGUGGUACGAUAAGGGUGAAUGUGGAACCAAGGACUCUGGAAGUAAGGACAAGACAAGUGCUUUAAGCCUGAGCAACGUGGCAGGGGUCUUCUAUAUUCUAGUCGGGGGGCUCGGCUUGGCUAUGACCGUGGCUUUGAUAGAGUUCUGCUAUAAGUCACGGCAAGAAACCAAAAGACUAAAGCUGGCGAAGAACGCCCAGAACUUUAAGCCAGUCCCUCCGACAAACACCCAGAAUUUUGCCACGUACCGUGAAGGCUACAACGUUUACGGGACGGAGAGUGUUAAAAUCUAAACGAGGUGGUUUGUGAAUCUUACUGGUGCGUCUGGAUGGAAACAGCGACUCUGUAGGACCUGCCCCACACCCCACUUCCACCCCCAAACGUUGGCAUCGUGGAGGCAACAGCCUUGACAUGAGCUCAGACACACAUGCCUGGGAGUCAACAAGUGCUCAUAUGGUCAACAAACCCGUCACACUAACAGAGGGCAAUGACGCAGCAAGACUUUUCUGGGAACAGGGGAUUUGCCUCUUGUAGUGCCUUAAGGAGCAUUUUGGCGUCUUGGCAAUGCAACUAAAAUUAAAUUCACCUGGAGGAAUAAAUGAAAGUCUGUGGAGCUUGAAGAACUUGGGCAUGAAUCCACAUUAGAUGACACAUGGAUGAACCGUUGUAAUUAUUGUUUUAUAUUUUGAAGAAGAAGAAGAAAAAAGCCAUGAUUCAAAAGCAAAUCCCUGAGGUACUUAGUCAUCUGAAUCCUUUAAAGACAUAUUUUUGUGGUGAAACCUUAAGUUGGAUGAAUAUAUUUAGUGAGGUAAAGUCAUUUUCUUGUUUUAUUAUAAGGCUACUUUCAGUGUCAGAAUAUUUAGGACAAGCUUCGAUCAGUAACGUUAAGAAUCCAUCGAACUGGCAGCGCAGUAUUCCAGUUUUUACUUUGAAAAGGACAAAACGUCAAGCGGCGGUCGUCCAAAACGAAGCCUGACGUUCAACCUUUGUAUUUACUUCAUGUUUGUUUUGACUCAAAUAGAGGAUUUCUUUAAACUGCCACUCUUUGACAAGAACCCUUUUUUUUUAAUGAAGUCUGCCUCUUAUCACUUAGUGCCAUUUUGUUGAAAAAUUAAAAGAACGCUCAACAUUUUAGAUUUGAAAGAAAAUCAAGUUUGAACUGAACUCCUGGUUUACAAUUUGUACACUCGGUUCGAAUUCAAGCUUUGUUGAACACCGAAGCACCACAGCUUUUGUUGUGUUUGAUGCAUUUUGCAGAAGCCAAACAUGGAAGAAGAGCAACAACUCAAACGUUUGUAGACGGAAACUUUUUUAUCACCCGAAGAAACAAAAUGUGACGACACGUCUUCUUAUUCUUUUUAACCCACAUAAAGUGCAUGUGAAUCUGCUGAUGAACCGAACUGCAGCUCUGGAUGAACUCCGGUUCAGAUGGCCUGACAAAACUUUGGACCCAGUCUGGUUUUAGGUUUUUCCAGUUAUUCUGUUGGUACCUCCAACAUGAGAGUUGCAUGUAUGGACACAA